Messenger RNA from Orbicella faveolata, 4080 nucleotides. RefSeq lists its product as uncharacterized. Lineage: Eukaryota; Metazoa; Cnidaria; Anthozoa; Scleractinia; Merulinidae. Gene Ontology annotation, molecular function: nucleic acid binding. The record is from RefSeq and is a predicted model, not a curated record. Gene Ontology annotation, biological process: DNA integration.
CAGAAAAGGUCAUUUCUUGCAAAAAAAUAGAUGGCUUAACAGUACAAGGCCUCAAUGAAGCCAGUGGCAUUAACCUGCCAGGAGCUUACUCGCAUUCCAGCCAAGAGAGGCCAAAUCCCUAGACCAGAAACAGCACGAAAUUGGCCCCACCUCUUACCCAUUGCAAAUCAUCUAAUGCCUUAUAGAGAAGAUGUUGAAGUUGGACUGCUCAUAGGAGCCAACUGUGCACGUGCCAUCAAACCGACAGAGGUGAUACCUGGAAGGCAAGAUGAUCCCUACGCAAAGAAGACUGCACUAGGAUGGGGUGUCAUCGGUGUCGUUAAUCCAACCAAGAUUGAAGAAGAUGACAACCACUGUUCUUGUCACCGCAUCGCGUCCCUAGAAGUUCGUCCCAGCAAUGGAAAAAGAAUGUGUCAUUUCGCUCUCAAGACUCAGGCAAAGGAAGUAUUCACACCUGCGCAAUUGAUCAAAACAUUGGAGCGUAAUUUCAAUGAAACGUCAAGAGAAGAACAACCUGUAUCGUUCCUGGAUAGAAAAUUCCUUAACGUCUUGGAGUCUAACAUCCGACACCGAGACGAUGGCCACUACGAAGUUCCCUUGCCACUGAAAGAAGAAGGGUUAAAGUUACCCAACAAUCUCACACUGGCGUUAAGUCGCCUCGGAAGGCUCAAACAAAGGCUGAAGAGAGACAGAAAGUAUCGAGAACACUACGAAGCCUUCAUGAAGGAGAUGAUUGAUAAGGGACAGGCUGAGAGAGUUCCCGACGAGGAACUACACCUCUCUAACGGUCGCGUUUGGUACAUACCGCAUCACGGUGUCUACCACCCCCAGAAACCAGACAAGAUCCGAGUCGUCUUCGACGCCAGUGCAGAGUACAAGGGAGAGUCGCUUAACAGACACCUUUUACAGGGUCCUGAUCUGACCAACAGUCUUAACGGAGUCCUCUGCCGCUUUCGUAAAGAACCCAUCGCUUUCACCUGUGACGUAGAAGGAAUGUUUCAUCAAGUGUACGUCAAUCCCGACUAUCGAAAUCUCCUCAGAUUUCUCUGGUGGAAUGAUGGAAAUAUAGACAGCAAACCGACCGAGUUCAGAAUGACAGUUCAUCUGUUUGGCGCUACGUCAUCCCCAGGGUGUGCGAAUUUCACACUGAAAAGAACUGCAGACGACUUUGAGGAGUUGUUUGGAAGCGAGCCAGCCAAAUUUGUCAAAGAUGAUUUCUACGUGGAUGACGGACUGAAAUCAGUUUCAACAGCCAUUCAAGCCUCAGCCCUAAUAAGGAAUACAAAGAGUUUGCUUGCCAAAGGAGGCUUCAACCUCCACAAGUUCAUAUCUAACAGCAAGGAAGUGAUUGAAACCAUUCCCAAAGAGCAACGAGCAAGCGGUAUCAAGGAGCUAGAUUUCAGCAGGGAUAUUCUCCCUAUUGAAGGAGCCUUAGGAGUGCAGUGGUGUGUGCAGUCAGAUGCCCUCCAAUUCCGCGUGGUACUCAAGGACAAACCAUUGACUAGAAGAGGGAUUCUUGCCUCCAUCAGUUCGAUCUACGACCCUCUGGGCCUGGCAGCUCCCUUUCUGCUUAAAGGAAAACAGAUCCUUCAAGAUCUUUGUAAGACUCAAGCUGCUUGGGACGAGACGGUGCCUGAUGACAUUCGAGCAAAAUGGGAAAAAUGGAGAGGAGAGUUGCACGAAUUAGCUGAGUUAAAGAUCCGUCGUUGCUACAAACCAGACAACUUUGGUGAAGUCAAGUUAGUCGAGUUACACAGUUUCUCUGAUGCGAGCAUAAAUGGCUAUGGACAGUGUUCAUAUCUAAGGAUGGUCAACAAUCGGGAUGAAGUGCAUUGUUCGUUGGUAAUGGCAAAAUCGACAGUUACCCAACUAAGCUAUGAAGACAUCCACGAGUUCUUCUGGACCGACAGUAAAGUUAUCCUCGGCUACAUUUCAAAUGAAGCAAGGCGCUUUCAUACAUUUGUCGCUAACCGAGUGCAAGCAAUGCGAGAUCAUGCAUCCCCUGAUCAGUGGCACUACGUUGAUACCAAAGAGAACCCAGCCGACGACGCCUCACGAGGUCUUGGAGCUAAAGAACUGAUAACAAGCAACAAAUGGUGGAACGGACCGAACUUCCUGUGGAGACCACUGCCAGAUAAGCCCCACUUUGAUCCUCAAGUAUCUCCAGAUGACCCCGAGGUUAGGAAGGUUACAGUACUGGCAACUAAAUCCAUUGAACACCCAACCCUAUUGGACCGCAUUGAGUACUUCUCAGACUGGUACCGCGCGAAAAGAGCAAUUGCUGUCUGCCUGUUGUUCAUACACAGAAUGAAACUUCACGUAAAGAAAGAUCGAGACAACUCCGUCAGUGACAAAGGCAACCCACUGCACGAAGACAACAAACGAAAACGGCAAGAUCAGUCCUCCAAGUUUGUUACGCCAAGGGUAAAGGAUCUCCAGAGAGCCGAGCUGUUGCUGAUCAAAGCUAUACAGUACAAGGAGUUCCCAAGAGAAAUCGAAGCCUUAGCGAACAAGUCACACAAAGGUGAAAUAAACGCUAAGUCAGUAAAGAGGACAAGCCCUGUACAUCGCCUCAAACCAGUCCUAGAUGACAACGGUGUUCUAAGAGUUGGAGGACGACUUCCUCAAGCCGACCUAUCAUAUGCUCAUCAACGUUCGGGACAUCAAGGAAGACCAAGAACGCAUGCCGAAAUCCGCUCAUCUGGCUUCUGGAUCGUAAACGGCACUUCAUUGGUUGGUCAACACAUAUCUAAAUGUGUUACUUGUCGGAAGCUGAGAGCAGCGCCCCAGCAGCAGAUGAUGGCUGAACUUCCCACAGACAGACUCGAACAAGUCCCUCCAUUCACCUUCAGCGCCGUCGAUUAUUUUGGUCCAUUUUAUAUAAGAGAAGGGCAUAAAGAGAUGAAACGAUACGGAGUGUUGUUCACCUGCAUGGCCUCACGUGCCAUCCAUCUGGAGAUAGCAACUUUGUUAACAACUGAUUCAUUCUUGAACGCCUACCGUCGCUUCGUUUGUCGUCGCGGACCCAUUCAGCAACUAAGAUCAGACCAGGGUACCAAUUUCGUAGGCGCAAAGAAUGAAAUGCAAGCAGCCCUCAAUGAGAUGAAUCAUGAGAAGAUCCAAAGAGAGCUAUUAAAGGAUAAUUGCGAUUGGUUCGCAUGGAAGAUGAAUGUUCCACACGCUAGUCAUAUGGGUGGCGUGUGGGAAAGACAAAUUAGGACAGUACGAAGCGUAUUAACUGGACUACUGCAAAGCCAUGGAAGUCAAUUGGACGACGAAUCCCUGAGGACCCUCAUGAUUGAAGCAGAGGCUAUUGUCAACAGCCGUCCCCUUACCACAGAUGAUCUGUCAGAUCCAGAUUCACUUGAUGUCCUAACACCAAAUCAUCUUCUAACGAUGAAGAGCUCAGUUAUCCUUGCACCGCCCGGAAAUUUCCAAGGAGCCGAUGUGUACUCAAGGAAACGUUGGCGUCGGGUACAACAACUUGCUAACGAAUUCUGGCAGCGUUGGAGAAAGAGCUAUCUGCAAACUCUUCAGACCAGACAGAAAUGGACCACACCUCAGAAGAACCUCGAAGAAGGAGAUAUCGUGAUCCUAAAAGAUGAAAGUGUUCCCAGAAAUUCCUGGAAGCUUGCCCGUGUAGAGGUUACUUACCCGGAUGCAGACGGUUACGUACGAAAGGUAAAGGUGGCAGCAGCAGAUCAAUCCCAAAGGUCCAGGGUAUCCCAUUUUGAAAGACCAAUCCACGGGUUGAUUCUACUUAUGUCACGCAAGGAGCAGAAGGACCGGGGAUUCCCAGCCGAGGAGCCAGCCGAGGAGCCAUGAAAUCAGAUGAGAAUUGCUGAUGAGCAGUGUCGUGUCGUUAGAGACAAUGAUUGAACAUUGACUUUGGAACAUUUUACCUGAUUACUGAUUGUUUUGUUGUUGUUCUUUUUAUUGUUGAUUAAGUAAAUUGUCUCAAUUUAGGGGAGCCAUGUAACUGAUUAACACGUAAUAGGUAACCUGCAUGAUUGCGUAACUUCCGUUGUCAAGCUAAGCAAUAAAAGGUACAAGAAAGAUAGACACGUGCGAUAGGAUAUA